UCUCUUUGCUUCCCGUGGCACUCAGCACUGAACUGCAGUUUCCUGACUCUCUCUGCUGACCAGGAAGCUGCAUGGAGGCCCCUGGGAGAAGUGAUCUGCUGAGGAAGCUGAAAGCCCUGGGCAAGGAGGAGUUGGAGGGGUUCAAGGAUAAGCUGAGUGAAGUCCUGCUGGAGAGGGGAUCUGAGCCCAUCCCCGUAACACCAGCUGACCCAGCAGCCCUAACCGACCUGCUGCUCAGACACUGCAGAGGGGACUCAAAAGUGUUUCUGAAAGUCCUGGAAGAUGUUGAAGCCAGACUCCGGAAAGUCUCUCCCACAGCUUCCAGCCACCCACAACAAGCGCAGAAGCCAUCCACUUGCACUAAAGCAGGAGAUUCAGGACCAAAGAGCCACUUCAUGCAUUCAGGCGAUGAGAUUCCCCCUGGUGAAGGAGGGACACUAGCAUCUGCGAUUGCCUUCAUGAAGAGGCAUCUUUCCUUCACUGGCUCCAAGGCCGAAGCUGCAGGAAAACAAAGCAGGAAGGAGGAUCCCACUGGGGACAGCUGGGGAACGGACAAAUGCAAACUGUGUCCCAGGGAGGAGGAUCCUCCAGAAGAAAUACACCCUGAGACUGUUCGGGGCACAGAUGGGAACCAGGAGAUGUACAGGGUUCACCUCCCCGGGGCAGGCUCAUUCCGUUGCUCUGAAACCGAACUGGGGUUUGAGGCGAGGGCAGCCGUUACUGUCCAAUACAGAUACGGCUUCUGGGAUCAGCAUCUGAGUGUGUGGAGCACUCCUAAAUGGAUGAUCGCUGGCCCUCUGUUCAGCAUCCAGGCAGAACCGGCCGGGGCCGUGGCAGCCAUUCACCUCCCGCACUUCCUGUGUCUCAGAGGGGCUGACACCUCCCGGAUGCAAAUCGCCCAUUUCAUCGAGGAGGGGAUGACCCUGGAGAAGCCAAUGCAAGUGAGGCCAUUCCAUGCUGUGCUGGAGAACCCCAGCUUCUCCCUGUAUGGAGUGGUCUGGGGGAAUCGCUCCAAACCACCAAUUCUGAUCCACUCCAUUGUACUGCUCUACUGGGCACUCAAGAUGGCAAAGACGACUCUUCACCUCUACAUCAUCCCUAACGACCACUCCCGGUUCAAGGCCGUUGAUGACUAUGAAAAGAAGUGCCCAUCAAGGCUGGUGUCGACAUCUCUUCAGACCCAUAAGCCCCUGACCUUUGAUUCUCAUUAUGUGGUGUCCAGUCAAUCAAACAUAGAGGUGACACCCAAGGAGCUGAAGUUUUGUAACAUCCAAGCAGAGUGUCUGCAGUCGUUUAUGGAAAUCUACACCAAGGACAUUCAGGGGGGACUGGAGUUCAGCUUGGUAGAGAAAAUCAACAAGGGGCCCAUCUGGGAGGCACAUGUGAGACCAGAGGAUGUGACGCUUUCUGUGUCAUCUGCCCAAACUCAAACAGAUGAGCAUUUUGUCAACCAGCACCGAGAACAGUUGAUCCAGCGAGUGAUGGCAGUGGAUAGCAUCCUGGAUUCGUUGUAUGGCCCCGUUCUGGACCUGGAGCAAAUCCAGAGCAUCAGAGCAGAGAGAUCCAGCGUGGAGAAGAUGAGGAAGCUGUACGAGCUAGUGCCUAAAUGGGACAAGGACUGCAAGGACCGGCUCUACCAGGCACUGAAGGAGAAGCACAGACCUCUAGUGGAAGAGCUUGAGGGGAUAUAGAUUGUCCCUUGGGGGCAGCAACCUUCUAGUGCGGGGACAGGAUGUGGUUGAAGAUCUCCUCCCAAUUCCAAAUGACCAGCCCAACAGCCAGAGUCCAUCACCCGGCUGACUCUGUUACGGGUUAAGGUCCUCUGCUUCUUAACACACCCAGCUUAUUGUGCUAAGGUGAAUAUUUGUCUCAUGAUGAGAACAGCUAGGGUGUGGGAGCUGGGAUUCCUGGAUAGCGUUCCCGGCUCUGGAAGGCGAGUGGGGUUGAAUGUUUGGUGAGGGGGCAGGGCUGGGAGUCAGGUUGCCUGGGUUCUAUUUCCUGAGCCGAACUCGGGGGAGUGAAUUCCAAAGUCAAGGUUCCCUCAUGGAAAAUGCUCCGCUGGCUACUCACUUAUUUAGUCUCCACUUCUUCAGCUGUCUGGUCUGCUGUGCUUCGGAGUCACCUUUGAGACUUCCACGGGGGUCUGCGUAGGCAAAAGUAUCCACCCGGACAGAUCCAACUACCAAAGAACUCAAGUGCAUUCAUUGAUCGCAGGGUAAUGUACAGAAAUGAUAUUAAAUCUCUCCUGUGGGGCGGGUGUGCUGAGAAUCAGACCCCCAGUUUGGGGAGACUAAAGUCCUCUAAGGUCCCCAGUUAUUUCCAGUGGUCUGUAGCUAAGGAAAUGUGAGUGAGCCAUUUCUGAUGCCACCUUUGCUGCUGUCAACUAGAAUGACUAGUACUUUGCAUCGACCCUCCCAGCUGGAAUAUCAGUACUUUGCACUGACUGAACACCUGGAGUCCAAAGGACUCCCUGUGCUUUUGCAGUUUUGUAUCCAGAGAGUGGAAAACCCAAUCUAUGUAAGUGCCAAGGGGGUCUGAACUGAUUGAACAAACUUUCCAGACAACAAGCCUCUCUCUCAAAGGUGUCACAUUAGCACUGGGGGACUGGAGGCCUCAUGGUACUGCAAAUAGAGUAGAGCGAAUGAUGGAUUUUCUGGCUUGGGGGCUGAACCAAAAAAUCCAAACAAAAAAAAAACCUGUUCGAUUUGAACAGAAAACAGUUUCUUUCCUUCUGUUGUUGAAUAGAAAAUAAUUAAUUUAGAAGCGGCCGAAACAUUAUGAGUCAACGUGAAAUCAUUUUUGUUUGUUUUAGUCUAUUCAGCUAUUUCAGGUGUUUUCCAUGUUGGUUUUGAUUUGGUCAAAUUUGAAAUCAGAACACCUGUUUCUGUUUCAAAAAGUCUAAUCAAUUUUUUUUCCAACCGAAACUAUUCAUCGAAUUUGACGGGGGUAUAGGGCUUUUCUUCCCAUGGCCAAUAAUCUUUCUCACCUGAGCAAUCACACUGACAUCAACCGCUCGUUUUUUCCAACUUCCACAUUCUUGGAAGGCAAAAGUUGGGCACCCUGGAGCAUCAACAAUCUCAACACCAUCCUUAGCAGUAUAUAUUUGUCUGGUGAAAUCGAUGCCUGGGCUGGAUGGCAUGUAGUGAAUGAGAUGGGAAUUUCAUGGAUCAUCAACGUUAAGGCCAGGAGAGACCAUUGUGAUCAUGUAGUCUGACUUGUGUGUUCACAGGCUGGUGGUUUGCCUCUGGUGACAAGAAGUAUAAGGUCCAUUGUUUUCAAUGAAUGGCUUAUGUAUGAUUGUGUUCUACUCCAGGGAAAAGUGCUAUCCCAGCUCCUCCAGGAACUAAAAUCAGUGGUUGUUGAUUAAGGCAAGCCAGCCAGGUUGUAACCCCACCCACAAGGUUCCACCUCGCAGGGGAGGCUCACAAGUACUGGUUCAAAUAGGUUCUCCGGAGACCAACAGACAAAGAAAGGGCUUUUGGAUAAAUAGCCUGAGUUUAAACAGACUCAGGGCCUUCUUCCUGAUCCAGCAAACAGACAGGACCUUCUGUCCAAGCCAGACUCCAGUCCUUGCAGAAGGGUUGGAAGGGCUUGAUCUGCUAGGGCCCCAUAAAACAGAUGGGUGGCCUCUGGUAAGCUUUUAGUGUGCGUGUAGGUUCUUGUAUUGUUUUGAUAUGUUUUCUCUGUAAUGUUUUCACCUUAAGAAUAAAUGUGGUCGCUCAGA
Messenger RNA from Caretta caretta (loggerhead turtle), 3724 nucleotides. RefSeq names its product NACHT, LRR and PYD domains-containing protein 1b allele 2-like. NCBI's taxonomy places the organism in Eukaryota, Metazoa, Chordata, Testudines, Cheloniidae. Gene Ontology annotation, biological process: regulation of apoptotic process; inflammatory response; innate immune response. Gene Ontology annotation, cellular component: canonical inflammasome complex. The record is from RefSeq and is a predicted model, not a curated record.